Micropterus salmoides (largemouth bass) is the source of this 1001-nucleotide messenger RNA. Its product is annotated as integumentary mucin A.1-like. Bases 122 to 709 code for a protein of 195 amino acids. The record is from RefSeq and is a predicted model, not a curated record. The transcript is spliced from 3 exons. Lineage: Eukaryota; Metazoa; Chordata; Actinopteri; Centrarchiformes; Centrarchidae.
AUACAUGCUUAUAUAGAGGAGCCGAAAUCAGAGAGAUCACAGCUUCAUCCACAGCACUGGACAUCAUUUAAGCAGAUAAUAUUAACUUUGAACACAGAAGAGAAACUAUCACUGCAUCACCAUGAUUGCAAAGAUUUGUGUCGUCCUUCUUCUGUUUGUUGCCUCUGGCAACGCAGAGACCACAGCCACGGCUGGACCAACAUUCCCACACAGCACGGCUGUACCAACAACCAGAACCAGCACUGCUGGACCAACAUUCCCACACAGCACGGCUGCACCAACAACCAGAACCAGCACUGCUGGACCAACAGUCCCAAACAGCACGGCUGCACCAACAACUAGAACCAGCACAGCUGCACGAACAACUAGAACCAGCACAGCUGCACCAACAACCAGAACCAGCACUGUUGCGCGAACAACCAGAACCAGCACUGUUGCACGAACAACCAGAACCAGCACUGUUGCGCGAACAACUAGAACCAGCACAGCUGCACCAACAACCAGAACCAGCACAGCUGCACCAACAACCAGAACCAGCACUGUUGCGCGAACAACCAGAACCAGCACGGCUGCACCAAAAACCACAACCACUAAGGCUGCACCAAAAACCACAACCACCACGGCUGCACCAACAUUCCCAAACAUCACUGCUGGACCACCAUUUCCAGACAGCACAGCUGGACCAAAAUCCCCAAACAGCAAGGCAUGAUCAACAUUUCCAAAACAACACAGCUGCUCCAACAACCAAAACCAGCACGUUUGGACCACCACCAGCUGCUGGUUAUGAUAUCAGCAAGGCUGAACCAACAUGUAGCGUGGAGUGUGUUUGUAAAUGUUAAUCUCUGAUAUGUUAUCACAUGUAUCACUGAAGGAGGUGUCUGUAAUUAAUCAAACUGUCUGUGAUUGGAGGAAUGUUCUGGUUCAGAGGCUUGUGAGUGAAUCUGCUUUUUGUCUGUAAUUGCAUGAAAAAGAUGAUCUACAAUAAAGGUUUACCAAAGUUA